AUGGAUUUAUUGCAGAAGGAACAUCAGCGGCUCUGGAAGCGCGCCCAGAGCGGAAAAAGCAUCAAAGAUGUCCAGGCGACAAUUGACUUGCUCCAGGAGGCUAGGGACAACAUCGCAAGGGAUCCAAGCUCAGCCUCCAUUUAUUUGGCAAAGCUACAGAAUCCCGUCAAAGCCUCUUUCGAUGUAACUAAUGAGAGCCUUAAGGAUGCCCACAGUGGACUUAACAAGUAUACCAAAGCUCUGGAUAAAUUAUUCAAAGAUAAGCCUUUUCCUUAUGACGCUCUAUCAGCGCAGCCAGCGCUCGUCAACAGAGCUAUUGCCAUGCACCUUCUACGAGAGGGUCAAUUUUCCGUUGCCUCUACAUUUCUAUCAGAAGUAGCCAAGAACCCAACACCCGCACAACCGGCUUCUGAAACUUCAGACUCCGACUCCAUCGAUGUCAUAAUUGAAAUGGAGCAGAUGCAGUCUGGGGAGAUCCGAAAACAGUUUGUUCUCAUGUAUCAAAUAUUACAUGAGUUGAAAAAACAGCAAAACCUACUUCCAGCCAUACAAUGGGCGUCGGAACAUCGGCAUUUGCUGGAAGCAAGGGGGAGCAAUCUGGAGUUUGAACUGUGCAGGCUGCAGUUCGUGUGGUUGUUCCAUGGAGGCAAAAAUCCCCAAACACCCAUGGCAUCAGGACGGCAAUUGGCACUGGAGUAUGCCAGGAAUGAAUUCUCUACAUUCCAGACUAGGCAUCUGCCGGAAAUUCAACAGUUGAUGGGCGCCAUGGCAUUUUGCCCUAAUCUGGAAGCCUCGCCCUAUAGAGCCAUCUUCAACAACCCCUCCGCCUGGACCGAUGUAGCGCACUCCUUUACCCGUGAGUUCUGCUCGCUAUUAGGCCUGUCAGCCGACUCCCCUUUGUACAUAGCAGCCACAGCUGGCGCAAUAGCGCUGCCAACUCUACUCAAACUGCAGACAAUUAUGAAAGAAAAACGGACCGAAUGGACGUCUCAAAACGAACUUCCCGUUGAAAUCCCUCUUCCACCCUCCUAUCAAUUCCACUCGAUAUUCGUCUGCCCAGUAUCAAAAGAGCAGACGACAGACGAAAACCCACCAAUGAUGAUGCCCUGCGGCCAUGUCAUUGCUCAAGAAUCUCUCAUGAGGCUUAGCAAAGGGGGUAAAUUUAAAUGUCCAUACUGUCCGAACGAAAGCCACCCCAGAGAGGCGCAGAAGGUGUUUCUGUAA
This is a messenger RNA of Paracoccidioides brasiliensis Pb18, 1224 nucleotides long. Its product is annotated as ubiquitin-protein ligase RMD5. Gene Ontology annotation, biological process: proteasome-mediated ubiquitin-dependent protein catabolic process. Bases 1 to 1224 code for a protein of 407 amino acids. The transcript has 4 exons. Gene Ontology annotation, cellular component: GID complex; cytoplasm; nucleus. The record is from RefSeq and is a predicted model, not a curated record. Gene Ontology annotation, molecular function: ubiquitin protein ligase activity.